Molecule: messenger RNA, 1423 nt
Organism: Merops nubicus (carmine bee-eater)
Lineage: Eukaryota; Metazoa; Chordata; Aves; Coraciiformes; Meropidae
Gene: FBXO8
Product: F-box protein 8
Exons: 5
Coding region: 6-965 (319 amino acids)
Biological process (GO): regulation of ARF protein signal transduction
Molecular function (GO): guanyl-nucleotide exchange factor activity; protein binding
Source: RefSeq, a predicted model, not a curated record
CGCAGAUGGGUCAGGGACUCUGGAGAGUUGCUAGGAACCAGCAGAUGCAACACCAAGGGUAUGGUGGCCCAGGCUACCUCACCAGGGAGCAUGGCAGGAGGACAGCCACCAACAGCACUACCAGUACAAGCCAUCGCAAACAAGCCCCAGGAGGCAUCGACAUCUACCACCUGCUGAAGACAAGAAAAUCUAAAGAGCAAGGAGGAUUCAUUAACCUGGAAAUGCUGCCACCAGAGCUUAGUUUUACCAUUUUGUCAUACCUGAAUGCAACUGAUCUCUGUCUAGCUUCAUGUGUCUGGCAAGAUCUUGCUAAUGAUGAGCUUCUCUGGCAAGGGUUGUGCAAAUCCACUUGGGGUCACUGUUCUAUAUACAACAAGAAUCCGCCUCUAGGAUUUUCUUUUAGAAAAUUGUAUAUGCAGCUAGAUGAGGGCAGUCUCACCUUUAAUGCCAAUCCUGAUGAGGGAGUCAACUACUUUAUGUCCAAGGGCAUACUGGACGAUUCACCGAAGGAAAUAGCUAAGUUCAUCUUUUGUACAAGAACGCUAAAUUGGAAGAAGCUGAGAAUCUACCUUGAUGAAAGGCGAGACGUUUUGGAUGACCUUGUGACGCUGCACAACUUCAGAAAUCAGUUCUUGCCAAAUGCACUGAGAGAGUUCUUCAGACACAUUCAUGCUCCUGAGGAGCGUGGGGAGUACCUUGAGACUCUCAUAACAAAGUUCUCUCACAGAUUCUGUGCUUGCAACCCCGAUUUGAUGAGAGAGCUUGGCCUUAGCCCUGAUGCAGUUUAUGUACUGUGUUACUCUUUGAUUCUGCUUUCCAUUGAUCUAACAAGCCCUCACGUGAAGAACAAAAUGUCAAAGAGGGAAUUCAUCCGAAAUACAAGACGAGCUGCACAGAAUAUUAGUGAAGAUUUUGUAGGGCACCUUUAUGACAACAUCUACCUUAUUGGCCAUGUGGCUGCCUAAAAGCACAAUUUGGUAGCACUUAAAAUUUGUAAUUUUCAAAAACUACAUCAAGUAAUUAAUUAUUUUGUAGAGAUGGGGGUUAUUUUAGUGCUGGUCAUUCUAACCUCUGUAUGCAAUCAAAGUUUGUGUGUGUAAGUGUGUGUAUGUGUAAACUACCUUUUGGAUCUAUUUACCAUGGGAACAGAAGGAUUCAGAGUUUUGUUUUUCAUUUUUAUUUUUUUUUAGUUUGUCACAAAACAAUGCCAUUAGUCUGACACAGCCAUUUACAAAUGUUAAACUGACAUUACCAUCUAAGCUGACAAAGUGAUGAAUUUGUGCAUUAGAUCUGCCUGAAACUUUAAUAAGUUCAUUCUUUUUAGAAUACCAUGCAAUGUUUAUAUAUUUAACUAAAGAGAUUUAUAAUCUUAUUUUAUUGUAAAAUAUUUUAACUAAAAUUUUUCCUUUUAUCUCUUAAAAUA